UAUAAGUAAAUCCUGUUAAUGUGCCCUGCAUCAGUUCUAGAGCCCGGACUGCUGUGAUUGUGCCAACAAUGCACAGGAACCUCUGAAACUUGUGCUUUUCCAAAAAGAUUCUUUUGUAACACUGCAUGUUUUUUGGGGUGUGCUAACUCUGCUCCACUGGUCAGAAAGACAUACAGAACAAGAUACUUUGUAUCCCUUAAAGUCAUAUUUUUUUUAUUUCCACCAAAGAUGUUUACAGAAGAUUGAUAUUGGUGAUUGCAGCAGCCAGUACCAGGUUCUAGAGAAGAUCCCUUUGCAGAAAUUCCACAAUGAAGAUUUUGGUGGCAAUCUGUAUACUUCAUGCUUCUUUUGGGGUUGUUUAUCCAGCACAGACAUUCCAAACCUUGUCCCAUUUAAAGCCACAGAAAAGUGAUGCUGUGCAGGCUCAAGCAGUGACUGAUCUGCUGAAACGUUUGAUUGGGGACAGGGCUAAUGGAUUUGUUGUGAAGGUGAACAGCCACUUGGCUGCUGAUGGACUGGACACCUACCAGCUGAGUUCACUGCCAAGUGGCCAAAUUUCAGUUGUGGGAAGCAGUGGGGUGGCAGCAGCCACAGGGUGCUACAAUUACUUGAAAUAUUACUGUGGGUGCCACAUCUCUUGGUCUGGAGUCCAGCUGAACUUACCACCUGUCCUUCCUCCAAUAUCAUCACCAGUUACUGUCAAAACACCAAACAGGUUUCGCUACUAUCAAAAUGUCUGUACCUCAAGUUAUUCCUUUGUGUGGUGGAACUGGACUCGAUGGGAGAAGGAAAUCGACUGGAUGGCCCUCAAUGGCAUCAACAUGCCCCUUGCAUUUACUGGUCAAGAAGCAAUUUGGCAACGGGUGUAUUUGACUUUGGGUCUGACCCAGUCAGAAAUUGAUGACUUCUUCACUGGACCAGCUUUUCUGGCUUGGGGACGAAUGGGAAAUAUUCACACUUGGGCAGGACCUCUGUCUUCUUCCUGGAUGAGCAACCAGUUGUCCUUGCAGCACAAGAUUCUAGACAGAAUGAGGUCCCUAGGAAUGAUCGCAGUAUUACCAGCAUUUGCUGGUCAUGUGCCACAGGGUAUUGUAAGAGUAUUCCCUAAAGUAAACUACACUAAGCUUGGAGCAUGGAGCCGUUUCAAUUGCACAUAUUCCUGCAGCUAUGUUCUGGAUCCUGAAGAUCCAGUUUUCCAGAAUGUAGGAGGACUCUUCUUAAAGGAGAUGAUUCAAGAAUUUGGGACAGACCACAUCUACAAUGCAGAUACCUUCAAUGAGAUGAAUCCCACCUCUUCUGACCCAGCCUACUUAUCGGCAAUCAGUAGUGCAAUAUUUAAAUCGAUGACAAACGUGGAUCCUGAUGCCAUUUGGCUGAUGCAGGGCUGGCUGUUUGCUAACUGUCCAUCAUUUUGGAAGCCGACACAGAUUCGAGCUUUGCUCCAUGGCGCACCUAUUGGUAGGCUCAUCGUAUUGGAUUUAUAUGCAGAAACCUUACCAGUUUACCAAAACACAGAGUCUUUCUAUGGGCAACCAUUUAUCUGGUGCAUGCUCCAUAAUUUUGGAGGAAAUCAUGGAUUAUUUGGCAAAGUUGAAAGUGUCAAUAAAGGACCAUUUGAUGCCAUGUCCUUCAAAAACUCUACCAUGGUUGGAACAGGACUGGCCCCAGAAGGCAUAGAGCAGAAUGAUAUGCUGUAUGAGCUAAUGAAUGACAUUGGGUGGAGUUCCAAACCCCUUGACUUGACACAGUGGAUCACCAGUUAUGCCGACAGACGUUAUGGCCAGCAAAACGCUAAUGCAAGGGAAGCAUGGCAGAUUCUUCUUAAGAGUGUUUAUAAUUGUACCAGGUAUUUUGUUGACCAAAACCAUAGCCCACUGGUUCGAAGGCCGUGUUUGAAUAUGAACACUGAUAUUUGCUAUAAGGAAAAUGAUCUGUUUGAAGCUUGGAGACUGAUGCACGAAGCAUCAUCAUCACUGGCAAACAGUGAAACCUUUCUCUAUGAUCUUGUAGAUGUCACUAGAGAGGCCAUGCAGCAGUUAGUAACUGCAUACUAUAUUGAAAUCAAGUAUGCAUAUGAGCAUAACAUAUUGGGAAUGCUUAUGAGUGCUGGUGGUGUCCUGGUUUAUGAUCUUCUGCCUGAACUUGAUGCUCUCCUUUCUAGUCAACCUCAGUUCUUGCUUGGACGUUGGCUGGAAGCAGCAAAUUCUAUGGCAUCCACCAAAGAAGAAGCUGUGUUGUAUAACAUGAACGCUCUCAAUCAACUCACUUUAUGGGGUCCGGAUGCUGACAUCCUGGACUAUGCCAACAAGCAGUACGGUGGACUGAUUGAAGAUUAUUAUAAGGAGCGCUGGACCCUCUUUCUGUGGUUCCUCAUAGAGAGUCUCAACACAGGGAUUCCAAUUAGUGAUCUGAAAUACAAUGAAGCCGUCUUUAUGGUGGAAAAAGAAUUCAUAUACAAUAAAAAGAUCUAUAGCUCGAGCCCCAAAGGAGACACCAUAGAAAUUGCCAACAACAUUUUUCUCAAGUAUUUCCCUCAUUUCAUGAAAGCAGGUCAUGGUAGAUGGAGUAAGAAAAUGAAGCUGCUGAAAAACAUUAAACUUGGCUUUUUCUAAGUUCUAUGCUAUGUUAAUUCUUUCAAAGAUGCAGAUGAAGCACAUCUCCCCAAUCUAUAGCAGUAGAUGUUCAUUUUAUUAUUAUUUGAUGGUUUGCACUAAAACUCUUUUAAGCUCUUUUUGCUCUUUGAGGGUAUACAGUUGUACUAGGGGCUUAAAUUGUAUUUGUGAUCAACAUGACAUACAUGUUAAUGUUAAAUAUUUGGGAAUUACGGGAAAUCUUUUUGAUCAUAUAUUGACCAUAUUUGCGUUUUUGGGCACCUUAAAGAAAUACUGACCUAGAAUAAGUUAAUUGAGUUUUAAUUCAUGUUGAAGUGGAACUAUAAAAUCUCAGGGUUUUUCAAAAUACGUAUUUCUGAUGUUGGAAAAAUUCGAUAUAGAAAUGCACACUGCUGUAUUUACCUCUAGAACUGAGCACCUUGAUCUUGGUUCCCUGUCAAACAUCGUUAUAGUUAUAGUUACUUGGGCUAAAUAGAGACAUGUCCAUCAAGUACAGCCUUCUUUACAUCUGUAUUUUGCUGUUGAUCCAAAAGAAGGCAAAAAAAAAAGUUUGUCAGUGGUUUACUAACGCAUAACAUAGUCAUCCUUCACUGAAACGCUACGCACUCCCUCCCUCAAGUUACCUACUGGAAAUAAAUGAUCUUAUAUUUGAAUAACAACUGAAAAAAAAACAAAAAAAAAACACUUGGAGAACAUACUGGCGGAACGUAACUGAGGGUCGGACCCAAAUGUGACCAAAGCUAUUGAAAUUGUAUUACUGACUUGUUGACUCCCACUCUUUUUUUCUG
This is a messenger RNA of Pelobates fuscus (common spadefoot toad), 3400 nucleotides long. RefSeq names its product N-acetyl-alpha-glucosaminidase (gene NAGLU). The coding region runs from base 309 to 2612 and encodes 767 amino acids. NCBI's taxonomy places the organism in Eukaryota, Metazoa, Chordata, Amphibia, Anura, Pelobatidae. The transcript has 6 exons. The record is from RefSeq and is a predicted model, not a curated record.